ACUCUGUGCUCGAUUAGUUCCGUCUUUCUGAACUGAGGAAACAAAUCGAGCUGAAUCAUCGCGCUCUCAGAGGAUAGUCGCCUGGUUUAUAGCAAAUAUGUUUCGGAACCAGUAUGACAACGAUGUGACCGUGUGGAGUCCUCAGGGUCGCAUUCAUCAGAUCGAGUAUGCGAUGGAGGCAGUGAAGCAGGGUUCAGCCACCGUCGGCCUCAAAUCACGCACUCACGCUGUUCUCGUGGCCCUCAAGAGAGCUCAGUCUGAACUGGCCGCCCAUCAGAAGAAGAUCCUGCAUGUUGACAAUCACGUGGGCAUUUCCAUUGCAGGACUGACGGCAGAUGCCAGACUCCUCUGCAACUUCAUGCGGCAGGAGUGUCUGGACUCCAGGUUCGUCUUCGAUAGACCUCUUCCUGUGUCUAGACUGGUCUCGCUCAUUGGAAGCAAAACUCAGAUUCCCACGCAGCGCUACGGCAGACGGCCCUAUGGAGUGGGGCUGCUGAUCGCAGGAUAUGAUGACAUGGGGCCGCACAUCUUCCAGACGUGCCCCUCAGCCAACUACUUUGACUGUAAAGCCAUGUCGAUCGGCGCUCGCUCGCAGUCGGCCCGCACAUACCUGGAGAGACACAUGGAGGCCUUCUUGGACUGUAGUCUGAAUGAGCUGGUGCAGCAUGGUCUGCGUGCGCUGCGCGAGACUCUUCCUGCUGAACAGGAUCUGACCACAAAGAACGUGUCCAUUGGGAUUGUGGGAAAGGAAACGGAGUUCACCAUCUAUGACGACGACGAUGUGGCAUCGUUCCUGGAGGGUCUGGAGGAGAGACCCCAAAGAAGGGUGGCCCAGCCAGCAGAUGAAGCGGCUCCAGCUGUACCUGAUGAACCCAUGGAGCACUAACAUGUACUGCUGUAGUUCUGUCUGUGUCACUUCAAGUUGACUGGAGCUUCUCUGGCUCGCUGACAUAAAAUAAAAAAUUAACAUUUAAACUCCUCACACAUUAUACAUUACACAAUGAAACCUUCAUUUUCUAUCUGUGAGUUUAAGAGUAAUAAAACUGUUUUUGUUUCUU
This is a messenger RNA of Sinocyclocheilus anshuiensis, 1058 nucleotides long. It is a transcript of the gene psma1, whose product is annotated as proteasome 20S subunit alpha 1. The coding region runs from base 98 to 886 and encodes 262 amino acids. The record is from RefSeq and is a predicted model, not a curated record. Lineage: Eukaryota; Metazoa; Chordata; Actinopteri; Cypriniformes; Cyprinidae. Gene Ontology annotation, cellular component: proteasome core complex; proteasome core complex, alpha-subunit complex. The transcript is spliced from 10 exons. Gene Ontology annotation, biological process: ubiquitin-dependent protein catabolic process.